AUUCCCCGAAGAGAAUUAAACCAACCAAAAAUGAAUAUUUUUGCAACAUUUGUGUCGAUCACUCUCCUUUCAUCUUACCUAUGCACUUCGGAUUCUUCUUCGGACAUCUCCAAGGUGUUCGAAACAUGGUGCAAAGAACACGGGAAAACAUACGGCUCAGCGGAAGAGAAGUUGCAGAGGCUGCAGGUGUUUGAGGACAACUUCAAAUAUGUGAAGCAACAUAACAGUAAAGGCAACACUUCUUAUAGCCUUGGUCUGAAUGCAUUUGCUGAUCUGACCGACCACGAGUUCAAAGCGUCCUACUUGGGUGGGGCUAACAUUUCAGCUGCCUCUCUUGGUGGUGGUGAUCUAGAGUUACCAUUUCCUGAUUAUGCGAACGGAUAUUCUUUUCCUGCAUCCGUUGAUUGGAGACAGAAAGGGGCUGUGACUGGGGUCAAAAAUCAAGGGAGUUGCAAUGUUUGCUGGGCAUUCUCAGCGGGAGCAGCUAUCGAAAGCAUAAACAAGAUAGCGGGCGGAAGCCUGGUGGAGGUAUCCGAGCAGGAGCUGGUUGAUUGUGUUAAAUCGACUCCUCGUUGUGAGAACGGGUGGAUGGACCCUGCAUUCGAGUUUGUUAUAAAAAACCGCGGCAUUGACACUCUCCAAGAUUAUCCAUAUCUGGCUAAGCCAACGGCCUCUUGCAAGGUGGCCAAACGCGUCGUCACCAUCGAUGGAUACACAAAGGUCCCCAAGAAUAAUGAGCUAGCACUGCUAACAGCUGUUUCUUAUCAGCCUGUAAGUGCGACUAUAUGCGUCGAUUCUCCAGAGUUUAAGUUGUACAACAAGGGUGUUUACACUGGACCAUGUACGGCUUGCCACAGUCAUGCUGUAGCGCUCGUAGGGUAUGGAUCCGAAAACGGAAAAGAUUAUUGGAUUGCAAAGAACUCAUGGGGCAAGAAAUGGGGACGAGACGGUUAUAUGUACCUCCAACGCAACACUCGCGAUGCGAAAGGCGUCUGUGGUAUCAACAUGUUCGCUUCCUAUCCAGUCAAGAAGAAGAUUAUCUCUAAUCCUUUGGUUUCAUCUAUUUGAAUACAAAUAGCUUGGAACAUAUCUCUAUUAAAAUAAGUGAUUAUCUUUUUAUGUUAAAACAUAAUCACACUAUCUUUUUUAUUUUCAAAAACCAAGUAUUUCCUGUUUUUUGUUAUCUGUACAUAUACCUGGAGCCUUUCUUACCUAGACUCGGUCUAUGAUAAAUUCACGGAUCAAACCAAUCAAAUGCUAUCAAAAUAUGUUAGAUAUCUAACAUUUGAUUGGUUUGGUCCACGAAUUUCUCAAAAACCGUAUCUAGAUAAGAAUCUCCCCGUAUACCUGCGAUAUGCAUAUUAAUAUUAUGGUGCCCUAAAUUCUACUUUGGUCACAA
Molecule: messenger RNA, 1399 nt
Organism: Mercurialis annua (annual mercury)
Lineage: Eukaryota; Viridiplantae; Streptophyta; Magnoliopsida; Malpighiales; Euphorbiaceae
Product: ervatamin-B-like
Exons: 2
Coding region: 31-1068 (345 amino acids)
Cellular component (GO): lysosome
Molecular function (GO): cysteine-type endopeptidase activity
Source: RefSeq, a predicted model, not a curated record